This is a messenger RNA of Colletotrichum karsti, 2793 nucleotides long. RefSeq lists its product as uncharacterized. The record is from RefSeq and is a predicted model, not a curated record. The coding region runs from base 1 to 2793 and encodes 930 amino acids. The transcript is spliced from 3 exons. NCBI's taxonomy places the organism in Eukaryota, Fungi, Ascomycota, Sordariomycetes, Glomerellales, Glomerellaceae.
AUGUGUCGACACGAGAAGUGGAUGUGCUCCUGCGCUACUUCCAGGCCCGUGAGAGUGGAAUGCGAGGCCUAUGACGCCAAGAGCAACCACUGUCCCUACGUGCCGAACCCGGGUCCCGAUGAGAAGCUGGACCUCGUGUCGAGAAUCGACGGCCGUUGCACCAACAUCAAGUGCAAGUGGGCCGAUCCCAAGCUGAAAUACAACGCCCAGCAACCCCUCUCUCCGACCUCGCAGGAGCUUGCACAAUUGCUCUUGGACGCCACCGUCACCGUCAACGACGACACCGAUGCGAAGCACGCCACCGAGGCGCGGAACGACACGGUCUCGCCUCAACCUUGUCUGGCAGAGAAGCCUGAACUUUCGGUUUCCGCCAACACGACUGCUGAAACUUGCAGCAGUCGCCUCACUCCCGCUCCGGUCGUCAAUGUCGAUAAGGAGAAAUCUGCCACCGAGGUCGCCCCUGCUACUACUCGUUUUGACGACUCCAUCAUCCUUUCUGCAAAGGACGGCGAAGACACCAACGUACAGGCUGACCAUUCUGAGUCUCGCGUCACUUCUGAGUCUCGCGUCACUUCUUCUCCGGUCGUCGAUGGCGAUACGGAGAUAUGUACAAGCAGAGUCACCGUUACUGGUCAGAGUACCGACACAGCCAGUCUUCUACAGCAACCUUCUUCAACGGCUGAAGCUAUGAACAGCGACAAUAGCACCUCCUUCACAGAGCCCAUGAAUGACACCGACUUCGACAUGGAUGAACUCUUUGCAGAUGCUCCGUCAAAGCCCUUCCUACAAGUGCCUUCUACGACCGAGCUUGAGCGCGACUACAUUAAUCAUACCGCCAGAGAAGUCGAGAAAACUGCCGAGAGUGUUGGCACAGGUGAUCUUACACCGUCCCCUUCAAUAGGCCAGGGUAUCACUGGCGACAACACCAAUCUCUUUAACGGAAUGUAUCAUAUGAGCGCGAAAGACUGUGCGACAUAUGGUUCACCUCCUUCGAUGCGGAUGACCACUAGCGACAACAACCGUUUCUCCAUCGGCGCCAGCAAUGACAAGAACAGCGCCCGAUUUGCUGUUAAUUGUUCUCCGCCGCCUCCUGCUUCGCCGUCGCUUGGCAAGAUUGAACAGUUGGCUCCCGUCAACGACCUGCCCAACGACGGGCCGUCUGGCCCAGGCAACAGCGAGUUCUGGAAGGACACAUCGCAUAAGAUGCGGGUGUUCAUGCCAUUCAUUGCACAGCCCUCAAAUGGUAUCGGUCAAUCUGUUGUCAGUUCCCAGCCAAAGCCAACAGAUGUCAAUCCCUCUCCAAGCACCAGCGCCACGAGCCAGCCAUCACCUGCGUCGUCUCUUGGUAUUGCAAAUCAGACUGGCAAGCCGAAAACCUCGCGAAAAGGCAAAGGCCCAAGCAGCCGAUCUGUGAAGGCCCAAGCAGCUGGCGCCCUGGUUGGGGCCAAAACUGGACUGUCAGCUCCAGUCGUUCCCCAUGCCACGCAGCUGGCCAGCGACGUCAAUGACUCUUCCAGAAUGCUGCCUGUCACCACACGUCAGCAAAUUGCCAAGUCCGCUGCAAGAGCCCAGACACCCAGGGAUAUUGCACCCAUUCUCCGGGGUCAACAGCAAGUUGCAAACGGCUUUCCCAGAUAUCCCGGUAUGGCGACGACCAUUCCCUCGUAUCGGCAGCCCGGGCAUCUUCAGCAGACAGCCGGAGUUGCUCCUGGGAUAUCCAAGAAUAUGUCUCAAUUUUCGCCGAAUCAGCAAUCUGGAGUCCGAUAUGUGCAGUGUCCCCUCACAGAGGCUGAAAUCCCGCAUUUGCAGCAGCAAGCCGCAAGAGGCUCUCCGAUAUAUCCUACCAACGCAGUGGGGGUUUUGCCAUAUCAACAAGCCGGAGUCCAACAUCAGCAGACGCCAAGAACAAGCCCUGAUCUUACACGGACUCAGAUUGCCUUGGGCGGGCGCCAAGGACACAUUCAAGAGCAAGCCGCUAGAGGCCUUCCGGGGCAUUCUACGGGCUCAUUGGGCAGCGAUUCCCCGCUAAUGAGAGAGCUCCGGAACAUGACAGACCAGCAACCUGCUAUGCAACAAAACUCGUCUGCCGUAUCACAAUCCCCGGCUCGCAAUGCAGUCACUCAAGCUACUCAGGGAGCAGGCCAGAGUUGGCCUUUGACGGCGCCAAUGCAGUCACAGAUGAACUAUAUGGGAUACCCUCAGACCGCUGCCUCGUUCGGAGCAGUUCCUUCCAACUCGAGCAACCUGGCUUGGUCAGGACAUCAGGGCUUUCAAAACCAGGACUUCAACAAUCUGGGUUUCUUUGGGGCGCGCUCUCCCAAUGAACUUCCCCAAGUCAGCAGCGGCUACAAUGGCAUGCCGCCCCUCCAGCAACAUUCCAUGUGGCAGAACUCUCAUGGAGCGUCGAAUGCUUCAUCGCCACCCCAGAGCCAAAUGGCGUUCGAAGGCAUGAUGGGCGCAUCACAAUUCAACACAUCCCAAAGCACGCCCACGAUGGGCCAUGCGGUUCCGACCGGCAAGCGCUCAUAUGAUAGGAUGAACAACAACGAACCCGUCAUGCAACGGCACAUUCAGGCCCAGAUUCAAGCCCAGAUUCAAGCCCAGCUUCAGGCCCAAGUUCAGGCCCAGCUUCAAGGCCAACCGGUCGCUAUGCACACUUCACCAGAUUGGACUCCAUCGGCAGAGUCGCAGCAAGCCCCUUCCAAGAGGGCAAGACGUCAUAGGCCCAUUCAGGAAGCCCCUCAAGGUUCGGUGAACUACGACACACAGAUGGGAUCUCAGAGCAACGUUUAG